Messenger RNA from Sclerotinia borealis F-4128, 2433 nucleotides. The record is from the annotation of a GenBank genome assembly. Lineage: Eukaryota; Fungi; Ascomycota; Leotiomycetes; Helotiales; Sclerotiniaceae.
AUGUACAAACCACCACCCUCACUCCUCUCCAGAUCUAUCCCUGUUUAUCAUCUUACAGCAUCCAAUACGUCUUUAGGGAAAACAAUCUUCUCAACACUUCUAUGUCGACAACUUCUAGCCAGGAAACAAAUCCCCUAUUAUCUAAAGCCAGUUUCCACCGGACCAUUAAAUGAGGCUGAUGAUGGACAUAUUGGAAGAUUUGCAAAGGGAACGAGAAUCGAAUGUUUGUUUAGGUAUGGGGAGGCUGUCAGUCCACAUCUAGCGGCAAGGGGUGUAACGCCACCAAAUGAUCACGAGAUUGUCACAGCAAUCUCUGAACAAGUUCAGAAAUGGACGAGAAGUAAUAAAGAAGGACAGGAAGGGAUGAUUCUAGUGGAAGGUGCUGGUGGCGUACAUUCACCAACACCGUCUGGCACAAGUCAGGCUGAUGCAUUAAGACCUUUGAGAAUGCCCGUAUUUCUUGUUGGUGAUCCAAAAUUGGGUGGAAUUUCCGCAACAAUUAGUGCUUGGGAGAGUUUGCAUCUUCGAGGUUAUGAUAUUGACUCGGUAUUGAUAUUCCGGGAAGAAAAGUAUGGAAAUCAUGCAUACCUUUCAAGAUAUUUUCAGGAACGAGGUAUAGAUACAACAGUUAUUCCCUCGCCACCAAAUCAGAUCCCAAAUCUACAGGAAGAUGAAGAAUCCAUGACCUCCUACUACUCAAGUGUUGCUCAGUCCGGCGAGAUUGAAGCGUUACUACAAUCUUCUCGUCAACGAAACAUAUCACGAAUCGAAGAAUUGAAACAAAUGACCGCAAAAGCUCACAAAACAAUCUGGUAUCCAUUUACCCAAAUGAAAGAUCUUUCACCCGAUAAAAUCCUCCCUAUCGACUCCGCAUAUGGAGAUUAUUUCCAAACUCUAUUGAGCCCUGAUACAAGCGAAUCCACACCUCAAAUGCCAACCCAGGAUAAUCUCCUCACACCCACAUUGGACGGUUCAGGAUCAUGGUGGACCCAAGGUCUAGGGCACGGGAACCCUGCCCUUUCCCUAGCUGCAGCAUAUGCAUCCGGUCGCUAUGGCCACUGCAUCCUCGCAUCCACCAUUCACUCACCCGCCCUAAAGCUUGCCAGCCAUCUCCUCGCCAACCUCAAGAAUCCCCGUUUAUCCCGCGUCUUCUACUCGGAUAAUGGAAGUACCGGUAUGGAAGUUGCUAUGAAAAUGGCAUUGACCGCUUCUGUCAAACAUUAUGAAUGGGGAUAUGAUCAAAGAAAGAUGAGAGAAGUGGGGAUUAUAGGAUUGAAAGGUAGCUAUCAUGGAGAUACCAUAGGAGCUAUGGAUCUAAGUGAAAAAAGUGUUUAUAAUGAAAAGGUGCAUUGGUAUCGGGGAAGAGGACUGUGGUUUGACGUACCAAAAGUUUGGAUGAAGGAUGGAAAAUGGGUUGUCUAUGAUAGAACUGGUGAGAUCAUUGAGGAGACAUUUGACGAUUUGGAAGAUGUCUUCUGUCGCCAAAGAGAUAACAGCAGAUUGAGGAAAGAGUAUAAACAACAUAUUUUAAAGACUUGUGAACAGGCAAGGUCGAAAGGAAUGAGAUUCGGUGCAUUAGUUCUGGAGCCAAUAAUCCUUGGUGCUGGCGGUAUGCUAUUUUGCGAUCCUCUCUUCCAACGGACCCUGACAGACUGCGUCCGCGAAACCCCCGGUCUCUUCGGUUUAGCGAACAAAUCUUCCACGGACUCACCACUAUCCCCAACCCAAUGGACUGGUCUCCCUGUCAUCCAUGACGAAGUCUUCACAGGCCUCUAUCGUCUCGGACACUUUAGUCCCUCCACGCUCCUCGGCACCAACCCUGAUAUCUCCGUGCACGCCAAACUCCUAACCGGAGGUCUCUUACCCCUUUGCACAACAGUUGCCAGCGAAAGUAUCUACGAAGCAUUUCUUGGUGAUGAGAAAAAGGAUGCGUUAUUACAUGGUCAUAGUUAUACUGGUCAUGCAAUCGGAUGCGAAGUCGCGAGGGUAGGACUGGAAACUAUGGCGAAAUUCGAUAGCGAGGUGGAAGGAAAUUGGGAAGGAUUUAAAAAUGAUUGGGGUGUGAAUACAACGACCCAAUCAGAGAUAACAGAGUCGAAGAAAAUACAUGCAAAAGCACAAGUUUGGAGUAUAUGGAGUAAAUCCUUUGUAACCUCAAUCUCGCACCUGAAGUCGGUAGAUGGAGUUAUUGCGUUGGGUAGCGUAUUGGCUAUCACAUUAAAGGAUGAGAAGGGAGGAGGAUAUACGUCGAGGGUUACGGAGGUAGUGAGGGAUAAAUUGGGAGGUGGUGGUGAUGUGGAGGGGGAGUCGAAUGAAUGGAAUAUCCAUGCGAGGAUAUUGGGGAAUGUCGUUUAUCUCAUGGGUAGUCAGGUCAUGACUGCGGUACAAGUUAAGAGUAUUGAGGAGAGAUUGGGGGGCAUAUUGGGGUUGUAA